Molecule: messenger RNA, 970 nt
Organism: Thamnophis sirtalis
Lineage: Eukaryota; Metazoa; Chordata; Lepidosauria; Squamata; Natricidae
Source: RefSeq, a predicted model, not a curated record
GGCACCGCAGAAACAACAAGCCCGGAGGAAGAAGGAGCCGAGCGGAUGGAGGAGGCGGUGAAGCCCCGCAGCCGGAGCAAGACCAGCCGGUCCAGAGCGAAGGAAAAAAAAAAGAAGAACGAAGAGAAAGAGAGCGGGGCAACCAAACAGCCUUUGUGCAAAGAGAAUGACGAAGAGGCUUUGCGGGAGGAUAGCAGGCCUGAAACGGGACUCGUGGCAGAAUCCAGGCCCCGCCCUCAAGCUGCCCAGAACCCAGGCUCCGUCCUCAAGCCGCCCAGAACCGGGAACAAGGACCUCAAAGUGCCACCCAGAGUGCUCGCUCUUGAAAAUGAAGGGCCCCCAGCAGCUCCCCAAACCCAACCUCCCCUGGGUGCAGAAAUCUUGCAGGAGGGGAAAAACGGGGCAACGGCAGAUGGGCAGGAUCUCAAGGAAGGAGCAGUUAAGGGCAAGAGGACUCCUGACUUGUUGGAAAAAAACAUUCCACCCACGGAAAGUGCGCCCCAUCGUAGCCCUACGCAGCAUCCAGCUGCCCCUUCCUCCGAAAAGGUCCAUGCCCCCGUCUCUGUUCCCAAAACGGGAGUGAAAACACACAUGGAGACCCCCGUCUUUAAAACGCUGUACCCCGAUUUAUCACCGUUGUUAGCCGAAGGCCUGCCGGAUUUUACCUUCCAGCUGCCGCAUCGCGGGGAGAGGUUGUAUCCUGAACUUCCAGUCGAUUCCGAACCGAUUCCAUUUACCAAAGAACAGCUGAAGGUUUUUGAGCCCUGGUCCUGGCUGGGGAACGUCGAGGCUUACGUGGAGGAAUUUGGUAGCCGGGCCUACCAGGACCAGCACGAGUUUUAUGAGCUGGUGUUGAAUUACUGCCGAUGUCGGAAACAGUUGCUGCUAGCCGAAGCCAAAUUGCAGAGCCUUUCCCUGGAUAGCGAAAGUGUCAAAGAGCGGCUGUGGAUUUUCAGGGAUAAGCAGGAGA